GCCGGGUGGCGGGCACAAGCGCGGGGAACCAUCCGUGCGUGGUAGAUAGCGCUGGCUCCGCAUCGGAGAUCCACGGCGCCUUCGUGAAGAACGGCGUAUCUCGCACCAGCGACGCCGAGGGCCACCCUGAGGUGAGAGCCGGCAAGAACUUCAAGCGGGGAGCUCAGAAGAACGUGAUGGGCUGGAUACGUGGAGAGGCCGCGGCCCAGAGGGCGCGAGCGGCGUCGGAGAAGCAGGGCGGCAGGGUCGUCGACACAGACGCUGAUCAAUUUCAGAGGCUGACCUUGCGACCGACAGCAAACGAGCAGCGCAUAACCUGGGACGAGCACCGCCGGUUGCGGAUCCUCGGAGGCCGCUGGCAGCACCACAGCGACGCCCCCGGAGAGCCCCUGCCUGUCCGCGAGUUGCACCAGGAGAGCGAGAUUCGCUCGGUCCUUCCGAGCAUGGACAUCGGUCAGCCAGCGGACGCUCCCUGGGGCGAACGGAGGCA
This is a messenger RNA of Prorocentrum cordatum, 490 nucleotides long. Lineage: Eukaryota; Dinophyceae; Prorocentrales; Prorocentraceae. The record is from the annotation of a GenBank genome assembly.